Cheilinus undulatus (humphead wrasse) is the source of this 7904-nucleotide messenger RNA. RefSeq names its product phosphatase and actin regulator 2 (gene phactr2). NCBI's taxonomy places the organism in Eukaryota, Metazoa, Chordata, Actinopteri, Labriformes, Labridae. The coding region runs from base 197 to 2125 and encodes 642 amino acids. The transcript is spliced from 13 exons. The record is from RefSeq and is a predicted model, not a curated record. Gene Ontology annotation, molecular function: actin binding. Gene Ontology annotation, biological process: actin cytoskeleton organization.
AGAGCCUCACAGUCACUCACUCAGUCAGUGAACCAAGUUUCCAGCGACUCAGCCAUCACGGUCUCUGACUUUGUUUAACGAUAUGAGCUCACUCGGCGGCUGUGGAGGGGAUUUGAGCCGCGGUAGGAGUCCGUGAUAGUGGGUUUAAGUCGCGGAGGGCGGGCUCGGUCCUGCCCGGGUGCAGGAGAAGCAGAAUAUGGGUCAGACUGCUGUGUCGACCGUGUCUCAGGCUGCGAGCGUUGAUGGGUUGGAAAAAGCAUCAAUUGCCAGCUGUGAAGUUGCUGUGGAAAGUGCCUCCAACACCCAGAAUGCCCCUGGAUCACGGCAGCAGCGAGGCAAGCUGUCAUCAUUAGGAAAACUGUUUAAACCCUGGAAGUGGAGGAAGAAAAAAACCAGCGACAAGUUCCAGGACUUAUCCAAAGUCCUAGAGAGAAAAAUCUCCACCAGACAGACGAGGGAGGAGCUGAUCAAGAAAGGAGUUCUAAUUCCUGACCAAGAGGAAACGAUUGGUAGUGAAAACCUGAAUGGUCAUGCCACAUCAACAGAAACAGCAGAGGAGGUCAAAGUUGACAUUGAGUCUCCAGAAACAGUACUGGAGGAACAGGCCGUUGGAGUUGCCAGCACUGAGGACAAAACAGAGAAGUGUGAUACUAAACCCCUCCCUCGGACAAACCAAGCCCGACUUCGAGAUGCUCAAGCUAAAAAACAGCAAAGCACCAAUCUGCCUGCCUCUUCCAAGCCUGUGGGUGGCGCCGCUGCCACAUCCAGGCACAGAGAUGGUGCAGCGGGAACUAAAAAGACAGCUAAAACCACAGGCAAGACAGGCUCAUCCACUCAAGCUAAAGCUAACCCUCGGAACACUAACACUGCUGGUCGAGGUACCGUUAAAUCUUCACACCCAAAGAAGACAGGAUCAGCAACAAAAAACACCCCUGUCUCAACUUCAAGCUCCACUUCCACCCCUCGUUCUCGCGUGUCUAAAGACACUGCAGCACAGACAGCUGGGACAGAUGGAAGGACCAGCCGGAAAUUAGACACUCCCACUUCUUCCUCAGUACCUCAGAAGGCCUCUGCAGAGACUCCUAGCCAGCCUGGGGAGCUGAAAUCCUCCCCCCUAUCCUCAGACACCAAGGCAGCUGGCUCAUCUAAAGCCUCGGGUUGUGAGACAGGGGGGACUCAGACUGCUUCUCAACCUGGUCCUGGGACUAAAUCUCCUCCUAAUGCCUCUGCUGUGGGUGAGGACAGCCUUAAAGAUAAGGCUGCUGAAGCCCCAGUCCACACUCCCCACAUCAACUCUGCAACGGAGGACACCUCCUUCACAGAGGGAGAUACUGACAGCAGCUCAAAGGGGGAGACAGGGGGGCGGGCAGGAGGGGAGGGAGGAGAGGAAGAAAAGAAGAUACAAGAGGGAGAAAUGGAGUCUGCUGUGGAAAAUGGCCCAAGAUUAGCUGAAGGCCAACCUGAAAAACCAGCAGGCCUCUGUGUGAACAUGGAGGAGGCCAUGGUGACGGUGAUCCCUGAUAGACCAAGAGACAGCACAACUAGUGACUCUGACUCUGAUGGACCAAUCAUUUACCGCAGUGAGGAGGAAGAGGAGGAGGAGGAUGAGUACACAACCAGCAGUCUGGCCAUGAAGAUCCGCCGAAGAGACACCCUGAACAUCAAGCUGGGGAAUCGACCCAGUAAGAAGGAGCUGGAGGAGAAAAACAUCCUGCCGAGAAGCUCAGAGACUGAGAGACACGAGCUUCGCCAGCAGAUAGGCUGCAAACUAGUCAGGCGCCUGAGCCAAAGACCAACCACAGAGGAGCUGGAGCAGAGAAAUAUCCUCAAACAAAAGAAUGAAGCAGAGGAGCAAGAAGCCAAGCAAGAGAUUAAAAGGAGACUCUCCAGAAAGCUGAGUGUGAGGCCGACGGUGGCAGAGCUUGUUGCUCGCAGGAUUCUUCGGUUUAACGAGUACGUGGAGGUAACAGACGCCAAGGAUUAUGACCGGCGGGCAGACAAACCCUGGACACGGCUAACUCCUGCUGACAAGGCUGCUAUCCGUAAGGAGCUGAAUGAGUUUAAGAGUCGAGAGAUGGAGGUUCAUGAGGACAGCAAACAUCUCACCAGAUUCCAUCGGCCCUGAUCGUUCUCACUGCCAGCUGGACGUCAGCACCAUGAGCUCUCCGGUCCACAGCUCCCAGUAGUUUCCUCCCUCCACACCCUCUGUACACAGCUCAGUCCUCCCUUCCACUUCACAAUGAUACAUAUUUCUGUCUGUAGUGACAGCUACAGGUGUGUCUUAAGGCCUUGGCCAUCCAUGGACACUGAUGAAACAUUUGCACAGAUCUAUCAGAACAGUGGUGUGUAUAGCACCCUGAUUAUUUAUUGUAGAUGGCCAAAACUUGCUGUUGUAUCUUGUAUUUUUGUUUUGUUUUGUUUUCGUUCACUUCAGGCUUUGUAAUAAGAUGAUGCAGGGGGGAUAAAUGAGUUAAAUUACCCUCAGAGUAGUGAAUGUGCUCUGUUUGUCAGAGUUAGUGUACUUGCCAAGGUAUGCCUUGUCAAAAACUGCCAAAUGGCCAAAUAUGGGCAUCCUCCUACAACAGGAAAUGGGAGUGAUUGGAUGGUUGCCUGCUGAUGUCAGUGCCUGUGUCAUAGAUCAGAGGGGAGGAAAGGCAGUUUGUUCUGCUGUGUUGUGCCUCAUGGAGCUCAAACCGAUUUACUGCAGUUGAUUUUUAAACCUAUUUAAAGUAUAUUUGCCACUAGAGGGCACUGUAUCAUAAGAGAUGUAGACUGCAUGGAGAAGAGCUGCUCAUGUAGAUGAAGGGUAACCUGCAAGUGUUAUAUUUGUAUCUGCUGAAGCUGAGGGGUUCAGAGGACACCUAAGGCUAGAAUAAUGAAGUGCAAUGAAUAUCACUCCACUUUUAGCCAAUUGUAAUGUCUCAGCGCUCUAACUGAUGACUCGUGAUGGUCACGUACCAUCAAACAUCCUGGGAUGAAUUAUUGAGAGCCGACCUUUGAAUAUGAUCUGUAGAGGUUUUGACCUAAGUUAUUAAUUUUACACCUUUGGUGGGAGUUGUCACUCAGAGUGCCUAUCAACAAGCAGGAAUUUGAUUGUAUGUUGAUGUUUUUACUUGAAAUUUUACCAGUUUGAUUUUGAUUUAACUUUGCAGAAUUCAUUAUGGGAUUUCAUUCAGGUAGUUUGGAGAAGAAAAGGAUGGAAAGCACAUUAUUUUCUGUUACCUUGAACUUAUUUUGAAAUUUCUUGUCAGUAACAGAUAAUUAGCUACAUAAGGAGAGACUUCUUUUCAAGUGUUCCUUUUCACCUCAUCCUAACAUGAACCCCGACUUGGUUCUGAUUUUAAUAAAACAAUUUGGCUUCUGGCAACAAAAUCAUAAAAUUAAACUGAGAAUUUACAUUUAAAGGAAUUAUUGAACAUCUUAGAAAAUAUACAAUAAAAUUAAGAGUUAUUUUUAAGUAGACUAAAAAAGGCAUUCAUCAGGUACAGUUGUCAUAAUUUGUUAGUCAUUUCAGUAUUAUCCUAAGCAAUAAUACCAUAAUUCUUUACAUUUUUUGUUUUUAUGUUUUUCAAGAGGUUUUUUUUGCCUUUGUUACACUUCCUGAUCUUGCAAUUCACACAGGCUCCCCAAAAUUGGAUAAUAGAAGCUUAGAAAAUUGUUGGCUCGUCCGAUGAGUUUCAAACUCUGCCACAACACUCAAAUGGUAGGAUGAGGAUCUAGCAUAAACAACAGAAAAGCCUGACAGGACACCAACAACCAUGGCCCGUUCAAAGUCACUUAAAUCCUUUUUUCCCCAAUUUUGAUGCUUGGUAGGAACUUCAGCAGAUCAUUUUUACCAUGUCUGCAUGUUCAAAUGUACUGGUUGCUUAGGGCUUUCCAAAGAUUUAUGGAGUAGUACCCCUGUAGAAGAAAGUAGCCAUCCAAGCGGUCUCAGAGCUCACCCCAGGCUCAUUAAACAAAGAUAGGCACAAGUAAUAAGGGGGGGGGGGGUCUUCCCACAGGAAAUUUUGAGCAUCUUACACUAAAUUCCCAGCAGUCUAGUGAAUAUAAAAGCAACAAUUUGUGGGGAGAAUUCAAAUUUGUAAAUGAAAAUAUAGAUAUAUUAAAUGUUAAUUAAAGGUUCAGUUAUUUCAUGCAUGAAGCAUACAUUAUUAAAAAAUUUGAUCAUUUUUUUGCAUGGUCAUUUUAAAAUUGACUGGCUCAAUGCAAAAGGCAAUCUUACCAAAGAACUGUUUACCUUCUAAAACACUUAAAAGAAGACAUCCAGAGUUCAUGUCACAAAUCUUACAUGACAGCCCAAAAACAAAAAUGUUAAAUAGUGAUUUUACAAAAGAAAAGAAAGAUGUUUCCUCUUGAAUUACUUGAGUUCAUGUCAAUCAAUCAAUCAAUCAGUCAGUCUUUAUUUAUAUAGCACUUUUCAUACAAUGCAAUGUAGCACAAAGUGCUUUACACACAACAUAAAAUUAAAGUUAAACAUGGGGAACAUUGGGGAACACCAUACUUCAUGUCAUAAAAUUUUGAUGAGCAAUCCCCAAGAUUCACAUAAAACUUUCUAUCGCUAAGAUAAGAUUUGUCCAGUUGAAAUGAAUCUCAAAUGUAAAAAAAAAAAAAAAAAAAAAGUCACAAUUUGUUGCUCAAACUAUUUUAUGAAGUCAACAAUAGAAAAAAAGUAUAUGUAUAUGUUAAUAAGCAGCUAGGAUCUCAGUUGGAUAGAUUAUCAAUGCCUUCCAUUGUGUAAAUGUUUGGUUGAGCUACUAGAAAGACAAACCUCGUUUAAGCAAGAAACAAAAUCUUAGUGACAACAGUUAGAAAGAAAAUACACAAAAGCCCUUGAUCACUGUUAUGGAAGUUUAUAUUUAAAACUUAACAAAAGCAUUUAUCCUCCCUUUGUUGGCUGAAGAGUGAUUGAAACAUUGAGCCCGCUGGCGUCCAGAGACUGGUGCUCUUAUAAGAGACCCCCAACCUCUCCAUGACUCAACACUCUGACAAAAACAAACCCAGAGAGGAGAGAUUUAUUCAGAUUGUGCAGGGCUUGUACCAUGCAGUUAUGUACAGUAUUCAAUGAUGUCAAUGUCUAUGUUGUUAUAUAUUGAUUAUUUUGUACAGAAUGUAUAUCAAGCAUGUGCAUACAUUGAAUCCAAUUUUACCACCAAUAUAAAACAACAGAAGUUUGACGUGGACAUUUUAAGCUCUGAUUUUAGUUCUUUUACUGUCACCUUCAGACAAAGACGAUGAAAUGAGCAGCACAUAUAUACCAAACUGACCUGUUAACUAAGCAGACUGUAUGAAUGGACUCCAGAAAGAAAAACUACAUCAGAAAUUACCAGAAAUUUUCAGCUAGUUGCACUGUAAUAUGUAUUUAAACUACACUGGCCUAUCACAAAAACCCCUGUAAUAAGACCCCAAAAAUGUUUUAUUUUCAGAAACACAAAUUUAAGAUAUUUGCUUGUUUGCAUAUUUUGAAAAAAAUGGCACCAAAUUAAUAAAGUUACAAUGCUAACACUUUUUACCCAAACUCUUUAGCAUUUACAAGCAGUUUAAUAUUAUUUUUCAGCAGCUACCUGGUGAGCAUAGUGGAGUAUUAGCCACAUAGAUAAGGAAAGGCUUACUCAACUCGAAAUGGCGAACAUGAUCAAGCAUUGAAAAUAAGAAGUUAUCAUUUUAUUGUAUUUAUUUUUUUAAAGCUCAUGUGAGGAGUUAAUUGCUUGUAGUGAAAAAUUAAAGUAACAUUUUUUUUAUGAUGCAAAGAGAUCUAGUAAGAUGUUUUAUUCCUAUGAAGAUCAUUUGAAUGUUUGAAACAACUGCUGCAAGGCAGACAUCAGUUUAAAGCAAAUAACAGUGUGCUGCAGAAACAGGCUUGUUAGCUUUUCCUAUGGCGAACUGAAAGUUGUGUAUCUGAUUAAGGAAGUUUUCAUAAAUGAUGAAAGAUCAGCAAAAAGUAGAGAUGCAUGAAUUGUAAAAAAAAAAGGGGAAGAUACCAGGCACUUCACUGAUACCCCUACUGAUGUUUUUUCUCUUCAUCUACAGCACAUAUGCACUCUGUUUUCCUUUCUCCCUCCUCCCAGAGGUUAUAUGAGAAAAAAAUAAACCAAAAAUGUUGUCAUAUAGUAUCUAGGGUUGAAAUAUGGUUCUUUGGUGUUUAAAGCGGAUAAAGAUGGGCCUUAAGUAAUAUUUAGUCCACGUUGUGCAACAAUGGCGAGCUCCGUCCAACUGCAAGCUUCCGUUACUGGAAGCUUUUAAAAAAAGAUAACAGACUACUUCAGUGCAAAUAACAGACAAGCACAGAUUAAUAUCAUCUACACUUCACAUGAAAAGGGGUAAAGAUAAGUUUAAACAUUUUAAAAAACUGGACACAGUAUUCAUACGUCAGCUGUGAUCAGCUGAUGGCCAGCUGAUCCCAAUUAUCGCCUCCACCCCCAACAGCCAAUCACAAUUCUUUCUCUCAACACAGCGGUCUGUUUAAAUAUGACGUACUUCUCACCAAUCCAUGCCUGCAUUCAUAAUGAUGCAAUACUCUGCUGCUACUACUGCUGCUGCUGGCAAAGCUUAACCUGUUGAGAUUCAUGCUAAUAUAUAUUAAUUGAUGUUCACUCUGCUGUGCGGAGCUAAAUAUGGAGUGUUUGACAUGAAAGGGGUCAGAGCGCCAUCUACUGGAUCAAUAAUCAGUAAUCAUGUCUAAGUAAAACCAAGUCAUAUUCCCUGCACUUUAUUAAUAAAAAUACAAGGGUUAACGUGAACAUCUAUCUGCCAACUUUUGGCCACCCAUUCCUAUCCAGCAGUGAAGUGUACCAAAAAGAAUUAAAUUGAUUUGAUACAACAGAUAAACAUUAACUUCUUAAAUCUGUUCCUGCCACCAGUACCAAUUUUAAACUGAUGCAUUGGUUCAUCCCUAGCAAAAGGAAACUGAAGGUUCCUCACUUGAGCUUUAAAUCCUCAUAAUAAAACUGACUACAUUACCUAAACUGAAUUGCUUACAUAUUGCUUAUAAACAGAUAAAUUAAAGGUGAAAGUAAAAGUUAUCAGUAUUAGAGCUUGUGUACAUUUAGAUCUUACAUGUUUAAAACAUGGAUGUCUUUCUAAUUUAAAGUUCCUAAAGAGGGAGUCCUGCCCCAGACUGCUACCACUUCUACAUGAAGUGAAAUGUUUUCAGGCAUCAGUGCUGCUCCUGUUUUCAAAUGUUUGACUACAUCUAGCAGUCUGAGCAGCUGUAAGCCCUGACAGUUAAUGUUCAGUCAUAAACAGACAGUAUUAAUCACAGGGAGUGAGUCCUGUAAAAUCUUUAAAGGCUGGAGUCCGUUUCAUUUCAUCAUGUUGGCAAUGGAUCUGUAAUGCAAACAAAGUAAAACUCCUAGACAAAAAUCCUGAAGAAACAUUUUUAAAUACCUGCAUAUCUCUGCUUUUUGUUCUUACCGUAGAAAUUUUAAACCAGUCCAAAACAUAUUUAAAUUUCCUGCUCCUAUAAAAUUGGUUGCUUUGAAUCAUCAGUGGACAUGCUUCACAGCUACAUCUUUUAACAUUUCUAAACCUUUUAACAGUUGAGGAAAAUGUUUAUGUAAGAGGAUGUCUGCUGUGCCUCAUUCAUCUUUUCCCUAUAAAUCAAAUCCCCCACUCUCUGUUGAGCCAUAAUCAGACUGCUGCUGUCAUCAAUUGAAAGAAUUUAAUUUUCAGCAUGUAAUCUCUUCUUGAUCACAGGAAACUCACGGCAAGGUUUCAGGAUUUACUGGGGAUUCAAACGUUGCAUUUAUUCACGCUGUAAAUCUUCUGACUUUAAUGUUCAGUCACAGGAGUCAUCAAACAUCUUUUUUUUUUUAAGUCAUAGGAUGAAGUUGUGUAUUCCCAAAACUGCUACUGUUACGUCCAAACUGUGUAUAUUGUUUUUGUAUAUAAAGAAUCAUGGAAAAAUA